AUGGUGAUCCUGCUCAACUGUGUGACCCUGGGCAUGUACCAACCCUGUGAGAACAUCGACUGCACCUCGGACCGCUGCCAGAUUCUGCAGGCCUUCGAUGCGUUCAUCUACAUCUUCUUUGCGUUGGAGAUGGUGGUGAAGAUGGUGGCUCUGGGGAUUUUUGGCAGUCGCUGUUACCUGGGAGACACCUGGAACAGGCUGGACUUCUUCAUAGUCAUGACUGGGAUGGUCGAGUACUCGUUGGACCUGCAGAACAUCAACCUGUCAGCUAUCCGGACUGUGCGGGUCCUGCGGCCCCUUAAAGCCAUCAACAGAGUGCCAAGUAUGCGUAUCCUGGUGAACCUGCUGUUGGACACCCUGCCCAUGCUGGGCAACGUGCUGCUGCUCUGCUUCUUUGUCUUCUUCAUCUUCGGCAUCAUCGGCGUGCAGCUGUGGGCGGGGCUACUGAGGAACCGCUGCUACCUGGAGGAGAACUUCACCCUCUCUUCAGGUAUGACCCUGCCCGCUCCGUACUACCAGCCGGAGGAGGACGACGAGCGCCCCUUCAUCUGCUCCCUGGCCUCCGACAACGGCAUCAUGUCAUGCACUGACGUGCCGGCGAGGCGAGAAGGAGGACGCACAUGCUGCCUGGACAGGGAGGACGCGCUCCACAGACAGUCUCUGGGCCUGAGUCCUGAGCCCAUGGCCAACGGCAGCGGCGCUGGUGAAGCACUGGGACUGUGCAUCAACUGGAACCAGUAUUACACUCGAUGCCACACGGGGAGUAGUAACCCACACAAAGGUGCCAUCAACUUUGACAAUAUAGUGUACGCCUGGAUCGUCAUUUUUCAGGUGAUCACUCUGGAGGGCUGGGUGGAGAUCAUGUAUUACGUCAUGGAUGCCCACUCCUUCUACAACUUCAUCUACUUCAUUUUGCUCAUCAUUAUCGGUUCGUUCUUCAUGAUCAACCUGUGUCUGGUCGUCAUCGCCACCCAAUUCUCGGAGACCAAGCAGCGGGAGCACCAGCUGAUGCAGGAGCAGAGGGCGCAGUGCCUGUCCUCCUCCACCCUGGCCAGCAUGGCGGAGCCGGGAGACUGCUACGAGGAGAUCUUCCAGCUGGUCUGCCACGUCCUCCGCAAGGCCAAGAGGAGGUCUGCAGCUUUCUACUACACGCUCAGGGGUAAGCCCCCUCCGGCUGGCAGUGGCAGGGGGACCAGGCGCGAGCACCGGCAUUCAAGGCACCCGAGAUCAACCCACUGUCCGCACCAAAGCAAGCAAGACCACAGCUCUCAGCCGCCGGCCAACUCCAUCAGUCUGACGGUCCCUCAGAGUCCUGACGACUGCCCCAUAUGUGCGCUAUCGCUGAAAGAGGGGGCGAGGGCCGUGGGGGACUCAGCCGACGCCGGGGAGGAAGGCGAGGAGGAUGUUGUGAAAGAGACGGGCAAGGAGGAGAACCAUCUAGAGGAGAGGGGAGAUGGAGAGAAAAAGAAAAAGAAGAAGAAGAAGAAGACGUGCUUUGGACAUUGUAGAGAUAUUUGGAAUGAUAUGAGGAGGAAACUGUGGGGCAUCGUGGAGAGCAAAUACUUCAGCAGAGGCAUCAUGAUCGCUAUUCUCAUCAACACCAUCAGUAUGGGCAUCGAACAUCACAACCAGCCUGACGAGCUGACCAAUGUCCUGGAGAUCUGCAACAUCGUCUUCACCAGCAUGUUCACCCUGGAGAUGAUCCUCAAGCUGACUGCUUUCGGCUUCUUCGAGUACCUGAGGAACCCCUACAACAUCUUUGAUGGGAUCAUCGUCAUCAUCAGUGUGUGUGAGAUCAUCGGGCAGGCAGACGGCGGUCUGUCAGUGCUGCGGACCUUCAGACUGCUGAGGGUCAUUAAGCUGGUGAGGUUCAUGCCGGCGCUCAGGCGACAGCUGGUGGUGCUGAUGAAGACGAUGGACAAUGUGGCCACGUUCUGUAUGCUGCUCAUGCUCUUCAUCUUCAUCUUCAGUAUCUUGGGGAUGCACAUCUUCGGCUGUAAGUUCAGUCUGAAGACGGAGGCAGGAGACACGGUGCCCGACAGGAAGAACUUUGACUCCCUGCUCUGGGCCAUCGUCACUGUCUUUCAGAUUCUGACUCAGGAGGACUGGAACAUGGUGCUGUAUAACGGGAUGGCGUCCACCUCGCCGUUUGCAGCGCUCUACUUUGUGGCUCUAAUGACAUUCGGAAACUACGUGCUCUUUAAUUUACUGGUCGCCAUCUUGGUCGAGGGUUUCCAAGCUGAGGGUGAUGCAAAUCGCUCCUACUCCGACGACGACAGGUCUUCUUGUAAUUUUGAGGAGAAUGAUAAGCAGAAAGACUCUCUGCAUCUCUCAGACCCAAAGAUCUGCACUCUAACCCCUAAUGGACACCUGGACUUGCCUGCGCUGCCCCCUUGUCUUUUCCAAGGAGAAAGGUUGACCUAUCCUCUCGGCUCCAGGAAGAACAGUGUUAUUUCUCUCGGUAGGGCCAACCUGGAGCAGCGGGCUUUGUAUCCAGGCCGAGCUUACCAAACCUGGGGUCGCCCGCUGCCUCCCCAGCCUCAGGCCUUGUGGGCCCGUCGAUCAAGCUGGAACAGCCUUGGAGGGUGCCGCCCCUGCUCCUCCUCAUCUCCCACGGCUAGUCCUGGCUUCACCCCGUCCCCCGCCCGGCCCUUCUACGGUUACGGCCUGGGUGCUCUCGGUGGCGUCGUCGGAGGAAGCCUGCGCAUCCGUGGUCCCCGCGCCUCUUCGUCCCCACACCGCCACCUCCACGACGACCUUCCAGACGAGGAGGAGUCUCUCCUCUCUCCUCCUGCCGCGGCUCCUCGCUCCCUUCACCUUCCUCAACCCAUGCUCCCCGGCCAGUUUGUGCCCAGGAGGGACCGCAGAGCUCUGUCGCUCGAGCUCCCUCACCUGCUGCAGGUUCCGGGACAGCCGCACCCUCCGCCCCCACCGCACCACCCGCUGCCCCCCAUGAUGCUCCACGCUCCCUACAGGAAGAAGAGCUUCUCUGGGGGGGUGGUAAUCAGUGGAGGCGGUGGGCUUGACAGUCUGGGUGUCUUAACAGGGGUGCACCAAGACUGCAAUGGGAAGACUCCUCUGUCUGCUCUCCUGCAGCCCCCUCCCAGAAACCAGACUGAGCAGGCUGGAGGGGUGAACCCCCAAAGCCAGCUGAUGGCUGACGUCUUCCCCCAGGUUAACAACCGCAGCAAGAACCAGGAGGACCUGGAUGAUGACAUUGAAUAUAGCUUGUGCUUCCGCAUCCAGAAGAUGUUGGAGGCGUACAGACCGGAGUGGUGUGAGAGCAGAGAGGACUGGUCUGUGUUCCUCUUCUCCCCGGAUAACAAGUUCAGACAGAUGUGUCAGUCAAUCAUCGCUCACAAGCUCUUUGACUACGUGGUCCUGGCCUUCAUCUUCUCCAACUGCAUCACGGUCGCUCUGGAGCGGCCCAAGAUACUGCAGGGAAGCUUGGAAAGAGUCUUUCUCACCAUCUCCAACUACAUCUUUACUGCGAUCUUUGUGAGCGAGAUGACACUCAAGGUGGUUUCCAUGGGGCUGUAUGUGGGGGAGCAGGCCUAUCUGCGGAGUAGCUGGAACAUUCUGGAUGGCUUUCUGGUUUUUGUGUCUUUGAUUGAUAUCGUCGUGUCCAUGGCGGGCGGGGCCAAGAUCCUGGGCGUGCUAAGAGUGCUCAGGCUGCUCAGGACACUGCGCCCCCUCAGGGUGAUCAGCAGAGCUCCAGGGCUGAAGCUGGUGGUGGAGACCCUCAUCACUUCCCUCAAACCUAUCGGCAAUAUUGUCCUCAUCUGUUGUGCAUUUUUCAUCAUCUUCGGCAUUCUCGGUGUGCAGCUUUUUAAAGGCAAGUUUUUCUACUGCUUUGGGCUUGAUGUCAAAAACAUCACCAACAAGUCGGACUGUCUGCAAGCCAACCACAAGUGGGUCCAUCAUAAGUACAACUUUGACAACCUGGGACAGGCUCUGAUGUCUCUGUUUGUACUUGCCUCGAAGGAUGGCUGGGUUAACAUCAUGUAUCAUGGCCUGGAUGCUGUGGGUGUAGACCAACAGCCGGUGACCAACAACAAUCCGUGGAUGCUGCUGUAUUUCAUCUCCUUCCUCCUCAUCGUCAGCUUCUUUGUCCUGAACAUGUUCGUCGGCGUGGUGGUGGAGAACUUCCACAAGUGCCGGCAGCACCAGGAGGUGGAGGAGGCCAAGAGGCGCGAGGAGAAGCGUCAGCGGCGCAUGGAAAAGAAGAGGAGAAAAGCACAGAAGCUGCCCUACUAUUCCAGCUAUGGCCAAUUACGCCUGUGGAUCCACACACUGUGCACAAGCCACUACCUGGACCUCAUCAUCACCUUCAUCAUCGCCAUCAACGUCAUCACCAUGUCCUUAGAGCACUUCAAUCAACCUCGUUCCCUGGAUCUCGCCCUGAAGUACUGCAACUAUUUCUUCACCUCCACUUUCGUGCUGGAGUCAGUACUCAAACUCAUUGCCUUCGGCUUUCGACGCUUCUUCAAGGAGAGGUGGAACCAGUUGGACCUGGCCAUUGUGCUUCUGUCAGUGAUGGGCAUCACCCUGGAGGAGAUCGAGAUCAGUGCUGCUCUGCCCAUCAACCCCACAAUCAUCAGGAUCAUGAGAGUGCUGAGGAUAGCCCGAGUGCUGAAGCUGCUGAAGAUGGCGACAGGAAUGAGAGCCCUUUUGGAUACGGUGGUUCAAGCCCUGCCUCAGGUGGGUAACCUGGGCCUGCUCUUCAUGCUGCUGUUUUUCAUCUACGCCGCCUUAGGAGUAGAGCUUUUCGGAGAACUUGUUUGCAAUGCAGACUACCCAUGUGAGGGUAUGAGUCGUCACGCUACUUUUGAAAACUUUGGCAUGGCCUUCCUUACUUUGUUUCAAGUCUCCACGGGCGACAACUGGAAUGGCAUUAUGAAGGACACAUUGCGGGAGUGUCCACCUGACCACGGCACAAACGUGGACUACGCCUGCAAUCCGAGCCUUCAGUUUAUCUCGCCCAUGUACUUUGUCUCCUUCGUGCUCACCGCCCAGUUUGUGCUCAUCAAUGUGGUGGUGGCCGUGCUGAUGAAGCACCUGGACGACUCCAACAAGGAGGCCCAAGAGGAGGCGGAGAUGGAUGCGGAAAUUGAGCUGGAGCUGGCCCAGGGCACCCUCUGUUGCAUGGGCGCCCCCGGCUGCGGGGGUGCAAAGAUGGACAAGGGACUGGUCAUUGCGGGAUCGGGGCCCGGGGGCCCGACGGGGGGGAAGGACAGAGGAGGUUCCCGAGGAGAUAACGGAGACGGGAUGAGGAAGAUGCGUCAUGCAUCAGCCGCCGCCCACUCAGGGGGGUACAACUCCCGUGACUCCAGCCUGUACUCACCAGCACAAGAGAGCCAGUGGCUGGACAGUGUAUCUCUCCUCAUCAAGGACACGUUGGAGGGGGAGAUGCUGAUGAUCGACAACCUCUCCGGUUCGGUCUUCCACCACUACUCCUCUCCUCCACCGGUCUGCAAAGACUGCAGGGGCCACCCACUAGAGCAGAUCAGGAUGGCAGAGAUUGAGCAGGCGUCGCUGAAGUCAGAGCAACUUUCAGACAAGUCCUCCUCCCCGGCGCUGCCAGAUGACCUCAGCCUGGACGAACACACAGCCUACCAGCUGUUGGCAAGAGAGUGCAAGGGGAGGUGCAGCAGUGAUUCCCGCAGCUCCGAGGAGGCCGGAGGAGGAGGAGGAGGAGGAGGAGGAGGAGGUCACCACACUCAGACGGUGGUGGAGAGUCAGGUGCAGGGGUCGGGCCAUCCCUGCCUCCUCGCCCUCAGUGCUGGUGGUGACGCGGAUCCUUCGCUGCAGGAGAUGGAGAUGCAAAUACACCAACCACAUAUGUGCUCACCUCACUGUAGCCCAGGUGGCGUUUCCAACAGCAGCAACAAGGGGAGGACUAAAGAUGGAGAAAGCGGCGCCAGUGGAGUUUCUCCUCUCUUCCAUCUGCCUGCAGAGUUCUUCCACCCCACCGCAGCCGCCAUCCCAGCACCUCCACGCAGCCGGAGCCUACGCCUGACGAGGGGCCUCAGGUUGACCUCCCCAGCCUCCUGGGCUUCGCUCCGCUCCCCGGGAGUCCGCAGCAAGAUGCUCUGCACGCAGUACCCCUCCCACAGUGACUCGUCCCUCGCCACAGGCAGCUCCGAGGGCAGCCUCCAGACCACUCUGGAAGAGGGACUGAGCUUCAGCAUCUCUCCACCACAGAACCUGGAGUUUCCCCUGCCGACAGCUCCGCUUCCGCUCGCGUGCCCCAUCACGCUGCCCGAAGACAGCACAGACAUUUCCUCCCCGGUCCGGACCCUGAGACCGAGGCCGAGCCCCUCGUCGGCCCUGACCCUCCAGGCCACAAAGGGGCAUCAGCGGAGCCAGAGCAGUGGGCGGGGAAGCACCAGCCCGGGCUACACCCGGGACGACUCGAUCGACCCUUCAGACGAGGACCUGGGCAUAGUCAUCGGAUCGUCGAUUGGCGGUUGUGGUUCCAGCCAAGCGGGGAACAGUGAACACUUGUCAGAGACGCUGAGCAGCUUGUCGCUGACAUCACUGCUGUCCCCCAGCUCUCUGGUGUACCCCGGGGGAGCGGUGAAGAAAUGUAACAGCACGGGCAGCCUGGACCAGGGGGGUUUGCUUCUGUCGUCCCGCUGCAGAGAGGGCCGCAGGGAGAUCUUGGGUCUGGAGAUCAUGGACCCUCAAGGCUUCUUGGCCAACCCCUGGACUGGGGUAUUAGUGGACACAAGAAGAGGAGAAGGAAGAGGGGAGCUGGGCGAUGGCGAGCAGGGCUUUAAAGGGAAGAGCUCAAGCCAAACAACAGUCGGGCCUUGUCGGAAGAACAGAUGAAACCGACUUUUCUCCUUUUUCUUUGUCCUCACCAUUCCUUGGAUCUAAUCCCAUUGCUGUCCUUCUCACUCUCUCUGCUCCCAUCGUGAGAGAGAGGCUCGAUGACACAUGAUGUCUUGAAUCCAGAACCAAACCCUCAUCUCGCACCCUCAACCCCUCUUCUAUACAUUUUGUGACAAGCCCAUGUCCAACUUUGCGCUAGCUUGGGGGAGUCGUUUUGGUUUUUUAGCCUGCUGGUGAAGAAAUGGCCUGCAGAGUUAAAACCCCAAGGGCUGAAAAUAGGUCCUUAAAGCCUCUUUGGGGGUUGUACCUGAGAAAAAGGACCAUGGAAGUGUUUUUGCUCAUUUUUGAAGAACAGGGCGUGCAUUUUUAUCAGGGAGUCAAUUGGAGCAGAGACAAAAGAGCUUAACCUCAAAGACACAGAAAGACGAUGCUCAGCGGGAAGUUUCCUUUUCUCUGCGUUGGCUUGGGGUUGAAGUGCAAAAAUAGAAGUACCAAAACUGAAAUAGCUAUUCAUACCAACAGAGGCUGUUUGAUGUGUUUUUCACUCGGAGGCAGUGCAGAAAAAGCAAGUGGAAGGAAGCUAAGAGAUGGCAGAACAUAUCAAGGGCGGAAGGAAAGGCUGGGGAAGGAGAAGGCAGGUGAUUUGUUUGGCCCGGGCGAGCAGGAGCGGAUCUAAUGUCCAUCUGCUCCGGCAGACGGAAACAACAGGUCCCGCUCACUCCUGCCACGGGACCUUCUGCUGGGUUCAGAGUGAAACGCGAGGUGGACGAGAGUUCAGGAGUGUGUGCUCGAUUUGUGUGUUUGUGUGUGUGUGAGAAGCACUGCCUCAGGUAUCCAAGGCAUGAAUUAAAAAUCAUCACUUCACCGUACCUCUGGAACAGGAGAUUGAUCAAAGCUGAUUGAUCAAAGCUUUGUGCGCCUCGCUGCAACUUACUCUCGAGCGGCGGCGGGAAAAUUAAAAAAGAAAUUGACAGAUCGCAGAGGUAGAACUGUGCAUGGAGUGAUUUGUGAAAUUGUUUUAUUUUUAUUUCUAUCUGCAGCAUCUGUCACUCGCUCAAAAAUAAUAAAAAAAGAGCUCAGUUGGAUGGAACGCUACAAACACCCUAUCACAAGAAACAAUAAUGUGUGUCUGGGGCCCGCCUUGUGUGCACCAAAAAAAAAUGUUUCACUGCUUCUUCAUAAAGUGAGACCUGAAAGCACACUCUUUUUGACGCCCCCCUUCCUCUCACCGUGCUUUAGGAUUCGAGCUGAACGGACAAACCCCUACGGGAGCUGUGAUGGACUCGACUGCAUGAUGGAAUUGCAUUUAACCAAGAUUUUUUUUAUAUAUAAGCAGAAGUGUAAGAAGAUGUCAAUUGUCGGGUGAUAACAUGAUUUCUAUUCCACUAUUUUUCUAGAAAAAAAGAGAGUAGGCACGUGCAAGUCUCGACUUUGUCCUCGUAUCAUUUAACCUGUACCGACUCUUAACGACUUGUUGUCUAGGACUUUUUUCUGUCUUGCCAGUGGCUUCCAGUUUUAUAACAUUUUUUUAAGGUGUGGACAGUGCAUAAAACAAAGAAGCAAAAAAUUCAAAUGAACUCUGUUGCGCUGAAGUGUUUGUUCCCCUCCAGCACAUAUCUCUCUGGGAACACUGGUUUCCUGUUUGAUCCUUUUUUUUUUUUUUUUUUUUUCUCCAAACGACGGAGUCCCAGAGGACAACCAAGAGAUGGGGAACAGCCAUAUUCACUCACAGCACACGAGGAUCGUUUCUAGCUCACAGACAUUUCCUGUUUGCACACAGGGAACUUGUUUGCUUUAAGCCUCCUAUGUUAAAAAAACAACAAAAAAAAACAUGAAUAGCUUCAACCAUCUCUAUGAAAGCUUUAUUUUGAGAGUUACACCACAUAUACAUAUCGAUUCUGGACACAUUUGUGUUCCUCAAGCAUGGUUCUGGGAUUGCAAUACAGUAUGCUUCUUCUUUAAUGCACUCAUCUCCUCGUCCCCUCGUCUCCUCACACAUACAGUCUGUUGUAGCAAACUCUUCCACACACCAUGGUUUAUACAUGAAUGGGUAAACGUUGCAUCUUUUUAAUGCAAACUCAUUUUUUGUUAUUCACCCCAUUCUUACCGGAGAUGCUCAUCCUUCCACCUGAGUUCUAGACGUAGAUUGUUGUAUCCUGAGUGUUUGGAUCAUUACCUUUUCUUUUUUUUUUUUAUUUCUCAAAAAGAAUAAGGUGAUGAGAGAAAAUCCAGUCUGACCUUUUUCAUCAUGCAAAAUCACUUUGAUGACUAUGUUUUCUCACAUGGUGUUGGGUAUCAAUGAGUGAUAGUAAAGACGGUUGUGCGUGUGUGCGUGUGUGUGUGUGUGUUUACGACUUCAGGUGAAGUGAUUGCCUUUUCCUGAAGUGUCCUGUUUGUUGGCGAGGAAACCUGAUAUUAAAGCGAGAGAAAACAGGAAGCAACCAAGGGCUGUUUUAGCUUCAAAGAUAUGUCCUUCUAUCUUUCUGAGACAAAAAUCCUUUUUGUCAGUGAAUAUGGCAUCAAAGGUUAAAGCCUGACUACGCAGCAAUAAAUGUUCUCUGUGUACGCCCUGAGUAAACGAUGUCAAUGUGAUUUUUAUCUCCUCAAACACAUACAGUAUCCAUUACUGUCUCUAAUCCGAUCACAUCGCAACCUCUGCCCUCUCGGCGACCAAUCAGUGGAGAGAGACGGGCUGCAAUUGAACGACAUGAAAUAAUGAGGUCAUUGAACUCAGGUCGGGGGGUAAAAACCACUACUCACAUUUUUAAAGAUUAGCUGUAAAGGUGUGCUCAGACUGACCUCGGAGGGAAUUUUGCAGCUUGCUUUAUUCCGCACAAAUUUGACUGCUGGAGUGUUUUUUUUUUUAACGCCGCAGACAGUAGAUGCACCUGCAGUUCCAGAUGUUAGCUGUAACUACCUAACAAUGCACCACCUGUGUGUGUGUAAGCAGAGUGUGCCUUUGUACAGUAUGUAUGUGUGUGUGCUGUGACUUUGGCUCAGACUGAUUUAAAAAAAACUUGCCGGGAGCUCCAGUUUCCUCCUGACUCUUUGUCUCUGCAAAUUCAUGAAGUGAUGAAGUCGAGCGGCGGUGGGAUAAGCACACAUUUUAUCGAAAAAGUAUCUUGACCUGUGCAGACAUGUUUUUUUUGCUUCAACUCACGCUGCCUUGAAAAAAAAACUGUCCACCUCUUCUGUACGAUGAAUUUGUAUGCAGCCACACGGCCUCUGAGAGUUGCUUUUGAGUUCAGUCUGAACACAACUUGAGAGUGUACAAUUCACAUUUGUACAUAUCUUUGUAUCUUGAUCUGCAUGUGUGCAUUGCUGCCAGUGACCAUGAUUAUAUCAUUAGUAUGCAUUUCAUAAAAAUUGUACAAAGAUAAAGGAAAUGCCCCUACA
Labrus bergylta (ballan wrasse) is the source of this 10233-nucleotide messenger RNA. Its product is annotated as voltage-dependent T-type calcium channel subunit alpha-1I-like. The record is from RefSeq and is a predicted model, not a curated record. Gene Ontology annotation, molecular function: voltage-gated sodium channel activity; low voltage-gated calcium channel activity. Gene Ontology annotation, cellular component: voltage-gated calcium channel complex; voltage-gated sodium channel complex; neuron projection. Gene Ontology annotation, biological process: calcium ion transmembrane transport; positive regulation of calcium ion-dependent exocytosis; membrane depolarization during action potential. Lineage: Eukaryota; Metazoa; Chordata; Actinopteri; Labriformes; Labridae.